AUGAAUGCUGCGGGAGGUGGCCACUCGGACGUGGUCAAGUGGCUAUUGACAGAGGUUGGAGAGGGUCGGAGCGGUACCAAGGCGAUGAAUUACACCAUGUCUGCUGCAGUGGCAAACGGCGAUGUAGAGCUGGUGAGAUGGUUACAAGACGAGAAGGGAAUCCCGCUCCCUAGAUGUGGUGCGUUCUACGAAGCGGCCGCGAAAGGCUGUUUGGCAAUGCUCCAGUCGUAUUUCACUCAAGCCGCAAAUGGCACUGGAGUUCUCUUAAGAGCGGCUGAGAGUGGGCAUCUUGAUAUCGUCCGAUGGGUUAUCAACCGUGAGAUCGAGGGUGGAGUUUGUCCUAAGACGAAUGGAGAAGGUGCCAAUAAAAACGCCUUAACUUCCCUCGGUGGCGAGGCCAGCCUCUCUAUCCACGUUGCCGCUGUCAAUGGACACGUGGAGGUGGCCAAGUAUCUAUUGGAGCAUGUUGACUGCUGUCCGAGAGAUUGA
Messenger RNA from Phytophthora sojae, 489 nucleotides. RefSeq lists its product as hypothetical. The coding region runs from base 1 to 489 and encodes 162 amino acids. Gene Ontology annotation, molecular function: protein binding. The transcript has a single exon. NCBI's taxonomy places the organism in Eukaryota, Oomycota, Peronosporomycetes, Peronosporales, Peronosporaceae. The record is from RefSeq and is a predicted model, not a curated record.